This is a messenger RNA of Candida albicans SC5314, 897 nucleotides long. RefSeq lists its product as uncharacterized. Gene Ontology annotation, biological process: vesicle-mediated transport. Bases 1 to 897 code for a protein of 298 amino acids. Lineage: Eukaryota; Fungi; Ascomycota; Pichiomycetes; Serinales; Debaryomycetaceae. Gene Ontology annotation, cellular component: intracellular membrane-bounded organelle. The record is from RefSeq and is a predicted model, not a curated record. The transcript has a single exon.
AUGGUACACAUUGGCUUUCAAAAACGAGAAAGCUUGAUGAUUACAGGGGUAGAUUUGAUACGUCGUGACGAGUUUAGUGCUUCAUAUUGGGAUAAUGCUGGAGGAGCUAGAUGGGCAUUUUUUGCCAUAUUCGUCAUCUUAAUAAUAAUAGUAUUAUUGGGGACAUUGCGUGUGAACAAGAAAAGAGCUCGUCAGGGGCUUCAACCAGUUUAUGGUACUAGGUGGAUGACUCCGCCUUCUUAUGGACAAUCACAACAUCAAUAUGACCAACCUGAUCAUCGAAGAGAUCCUGAUUUGCCUAGUGCUUAUGUUCCAACAUAUACAGCCACGGCAAAUGAAUAUGAUAUGGGUUAUUAUGAUGCCAAUGGGGUGUUCCAUGCUAACCCCAAUGCUAAAUCACCAAUACCCCAACCACCAAAAGUACAUCAACGAUCAGAAAGUACCACAGUUACUGAUGAAAAUUCACAUAAUACACCAGGUGGUGCUCCUAUAGCAUCUAAUUUGCCUCAUGAUUUGACAGGCAAUAAUCAGCAUGUUGAUGAUAAUGACAGUAUUGGUGAUUUCUAUAGACCACCUCAAGGUCCGCCACCAAAUAGAAGCCUUACGUCUACAUCACCUGAAAAUACAAAUACAAAUGCAAAUACAGAGACAAACCAAAAUCAUACUUCUAAUGUAACUACAGAAUCUAUGCCAGGAUCUUUUCUGAGACCGUCAGGACCACCUCCACAAUCAUCGUCGUCGUCGCCAUCGUUGCCGCAAAAUGCAACUGGAAAUGAAAUCAGAGAAUUUGAUAACCCAAUUCCCACAUCAUCAUCAACAUCAACACCAAGUAAUGGAGAUAGUUUACCCAAUUAUUCCGAAGGAUCAAAUCCUCCAAUUAUCAAAGAAAAGAAUUAA